Hyaloperonospora brassicae is the source of this 966-nucleotide messenger RNA. The record is from the annotation of a GenBank genome assembly. Lineage: Eukaryota; Oomycota; Peronosporomycetes; Peronosporales; Peronosporaceae.
AUGCACGCAUGGCGUUCACUAUCCCGCAGCCUCUUGGUGUUCACAAAUGUGCUAUUUCUACUGCUAGGCUCGGUGCUGGUGUCCAUUGGAGCUUACAUGGCCUCCUUACCAGCACUGACGGAGUUUUCAGAUGGCGGCGUCGCUUCGUCUGUCAUCAUGUGUGGCUCGCUGAUUAUUCUGAUUGCGCUACUGGGCUGCUGUGGGGCCCAAUGGGAGAGCAAAGUGUUUUUGUUUCCGUACGCAAUUCUAGUGCUCGUGUCAGUAAUCGCACAGCUGUCGCUUGCAGGAUUCCUUACGCAUGUGCACAGCUCAUUGGUUGAAGUGGCCAAACACAACUUUGACUUGUCGGUGCUGGCCCCAGCCGACCAGAAAACGUUACGCUGGAUCAACAAGCGGUUCAAGUUCGUGUAUUAUGGCUGCGGCCUCGAUGUGGAUAUUGACCUCAGUGGCAAACACAGUCGCUCGCUCAUUACGUCGUGCUCGAACCCGAAGUUUGCCUGGUUUGCACCUUUUGUGGAGGAGAACUGCCCGAUUGGACACGAACAGCUGCAUCCUGGAAGCAAUUUUCUGAAGUGUGCAGGACCAAGCUUCUCGCUGAACAACGCCAUGACGGAGCAUACGAUGCUUUGUGCAUGUGAGACGCGUAUGAUCUCGUGGGUCAACGACCAGUCGGUGCUCGUGGCCGUCUUUGUGUUUGUUAUUGUGGCGCUGGAGAUCCUGCUUGUGGCGCUGUCGUGCUACAUUAUCCACUCGCGUCGUUACCGCCGUUAUGGCUACCAGGAGAUCACUAUGCCCGUGCGACAGCAGCCGUACAACCCGCACCCGCGAAACUACUUUGGCCAGCAGGCAGGACAGCGCCAACCGCUCAACUCUCAGCCAGCAUACUCAUCGUACGGGCCGGCAAAGGGAGAAAAUCCUUACGCGGCUGCCGCCUCGGGUAGAAAGAACAAUAAGACUGGCUGCUAG